Molecule: messenger RNA, 1329 nt
Organism: Psilocybe cubensis
Lineage: Eukaryota; Fungi; Basidiomycota; Agaricomycetes; Agaricales; Agrocybaceae
Exons: 4
Coding region: 1-1329 (442 amino acids)
Source: RefSeq, a predicted model, not a curated record
AUGGCUCACGACUUUACGCUUUUCGACAGGCCGGACCUGAAUCUUCGGACAUCUGCUCGACGGCGUCUGCCACACCCAACAAGCGCGAGCGCCACCUCGUCCACACUCCAGAAUGGCGUAGCGCAUUUCUCUCCAGAGUUUGUUACGUAUUCUGAGUUUCUUGGGAUUCUUGACGAUGGCCAAGGUCCAAUCGCUAACGGUGUCCAACCCUCGAGUCUGCUGUCUUUCAUGGCAGAAAACUUGAAUCCUUUAAACACCUACGAAUCGGAUCCAUUUGCAGCCGGCCCAAGUCGUCCACGAACACAUGCAUACGAAAUAUUUCCUAGCCCGACUCCUGAAUACGAGACAGGAUGGAUCAAGGAUGUGUUUGGUAAAGAUCAAUAUGUUGGGCAUGGGAGGAUCGAAGAAGUGGAGGACGACGACGCCGAAGGGAAUGCUAGCAUUGAGGAACACAACGACAUUGAGGCACCACGCACACGACGGCUUGAUACCCCGCUAUCUUUCCCUUUCACCAAUGAUGUAGAUCGCCAUGCUGAAUCAGACCUCCCUCAUAACGCCUCACCACCUCCACGGCCAAGACCCAGAAAACUUCCGAGUCUCAAGGCAACAUCUGAUUUUCAAAGUGUAAAGGCAGUUUCUUCUGCAGUUCCCGGCAUGGCUCCUCCAGUUAAUUCCGCUCCUGGCCUAUCAACCGUGUUGGAUGAUCCAACCGAAGUCUCCCUUGUAAAAGAAAAUAUCAAUCUUCUUUCAUUAUGUGCAGAAGAUGUAAAGUUUAUGAAUACUUUCUUCCUUGCGCAAAGUCAAGACCUAUCCCAACACAUUGAUGCAUGCUCGCAGAUCGAAGAAUAUCUGAGGUCUUUACGUGAUACCCUCACCCAUCGUGUGCAGAUGGGGGCGGAGGAGUGGAACGUACGAUCUUCCUCGUGGCAUCAAAAGUACUCAAAGCGGCUCCUCUCUCUCAGAACUACUCUUCAACGGCUAACGCGUGUUAGACAACUGAUUGAGACUCAGCCCCUCCGACCUCGUCAAAUCCAGGCAAUCUUAACUAAAUUAAAAGAACACGAGGCGAAAAUCAAGGACUUGGCAUCUAAAUACAGUGUCUCUUUUGAUCGACUUCGACUCCGACAUUUACACUUUUUGUUAUUACAAUCACAUAACGAAUCCAAGGCCCAGAAAGCACAAAAGACGCGACUCAUGUCGCGUGCCUCGUUUGAGCGGCAAUGGGAAGCAAGUAAAGCCUUCCGUGCUGGCCUACGUCAUGCCUUUAACGAUUUACGUCAAGAAUUUUACAACAAUCCUCGUGCUGGACGCCAUACAACUGCACCAUGA